UUUGUCAUUAAACAGAGUUGAAUUGUUAUGCAGCAUUGAAAAUGAUGGCAUUUGAAAGAGCUGGGUUGUGCAGGAUCUUUUGAACUCUAUAACUUUUUAUAAACGAAUAUCCUUGUGUUGUAAUUUAAGGAGGUAUUUCUUUAAAAGACUAUACCCAGACUUUAAGAAAUAUGCUCUGGUCGAGCUCAGGCACUGUUUACACAAUGGCAAGAAAGUGUUUGUGUUCACACAUCAUUGGAGAUGGAAAUGGUGUACGAAUUGGUUAUGGCUUCACUGUUAUUCUGAGGUUGAUGCUGGUUAAAGGUACUAUGUGCCUAUUAAGUUUCCAUGGCAGCUUUCUAGUAAAUAAUACGUUUUAAAGUAUAUAUGCUCAGAUUACUUUAAGAAUGACAAAAAAAAAAAAAAAAAAAAAGAUUGUGUAUUUUAAAGAAAGUGUAUUUUGUGCUCCACACUGUAAAAAAGAAUUGUUGGUUUAACUUAAAAAAAAGUAAGUUACCUGAUUGCCUUAAAAUUUUGAGUUUAUUGAAAUUAAAUAUUUGAGUUAAUACAAUGAAGGUGAUUGGUUUAAUCAACAGAAACUCAAGAUAUUAUGUUAUCUGAACCACAUUAAUUAUGUAAGUUGAUUUGACAAAAGAACAAAUGUUGUGAUAAAUCAUGAAAAUAAUUUUUUACAGUGCAGGGUACAUCCAAAUAACCUGUAAUAAAUCUGUCACUAAUUCUUCAUUGCUUAAAACUUUUUCAAAGACGUGUGGUUCAUUCAGUAUAGAACUAUCCAACAUACUGUUGGAUAGUUCUGACACUAAAUUCUGAUUUGAUGAGCCACAGUAUAAAAUCUUGUUAAAUUCACACCUGUGAUCUUUAUUAAACUAAUUUAUUAUGUUGCUUGCCAACAGUAAACAGCCUACAGUUGAAGUACUUGGAAGAAGAAUAGUUCAUUCUGCUUAUUAUCGAUAAUAAAUUUAAAGGGGUCCUGUAAUGCCCCUUUUACAAGAUGUAAUAUAAGUCUCUGUUGUCCCCAGAAUGUGUCUGUGAAGUUUCAGCUCAAAAUACCCCACAGAUUUAUAAUACCCCACAUUUAUUAUAGCUUAUCAAAUUUGCCCCUAUUUGAGUGUGAGCAAAAACAUGCCAUUUUUGUGUGUGUCCCUUUAAAUGCAAAUGAGCUGCUGCUCCCGGCCCGCUUUCCAGAAGAGGGCGGAGCUUUAACAGCUCACGCUUUGGUUGCUCAACAACAACAAAGCUGGAGAAUCUCAAGCAGCCAAAAUGAGGAUUGUCAGUAACGGUGUUCAGCCUUACAUUGUUCAAACCGGAGUCGACACUGAUGGAGAGACUCAGGAAGAAGUUACAACUUUUAGAAUGAAACUGGACGUUUCUGAAUGAUUGCCCUGCACCAUGAAACUCACUGUAGUUCUUCUGCUCUCUGUCUGCUGUGUGCUAUUUAAACACAACUGUGAAGCCCAAGUUUCAUUUUCCUCAGUAGAAACAUCUCCAACGCCCUCAGCCAGUAACUGCACGUGUGAACUUGGCCAUGGAAAAUGUGCUGAAAACGGUGACUGCAGGUGUGAUCCAGGGUGGGGUGGGCCGCGAUGUGAAGACUGUGUGCGGAUGCCCGGAUGUGUCCAUGGCACCUGCCAUCAGCCCUGGCAGUGCACCUGCAUGGACGGGUGGGCAGGGCGAUUCUGCGACAAAGAUAUUUACGUGUGCUCUACAGAGCAGCCGUGUCAGAACGGGGCUACUUGCGUCUUGAAUGACUCGGGGGAUUAUAGCUGCUUAUGUCCUGAAGGCUUUCAUGGGCGGGACUGUGAACUAAAAACCGGGCCUUGCCAAAAGACCAAGUCCCCCUGCAAGAAUGGCGGUCUGUGUGAGGAUCUGGGUGGUUACGCUCCAGAAUUGUCUUGUCGAUGCCUGGCUGGCUUCACGGGGCCCCACUGCGAGACCAACAUGGAUGACUGCCUGAUGCGCCCCUGUGCCAAUGGCGCCACCUGUUUGGAUGGCGUGAACCGUUUUUCCUGCCUGUGCCCUGUGGGUUUCACCGGCCGUUUCUGCACCAUCAACCUGGACGACUGCGCCAGCCAGCCCUGCCUCAAUGGAGGACGCUGCAUAGAUCGAGUCUCAACCUUCCAGUGCGUCUGCCCUCCAGGUUACACCGGAAGAACUUGUGAGAUUCCCGUCUGGGAGUCGGGAUCUCAAGCGGUGUCUCCGUUCAGGGGCGAAGAAGACAGAGUUACACAGAGCAAGUCUGCUCCGGGCAAUCACUCCCAUUGGACCACUCCUAAUGGGGAUGAGAGACGUUCAUUCAAAAUAUCAGUGGUGACUCAGCAUGGGGCGGAAGGGCUGUCAGAGUUGCAGCUCAUCAUCCUGCUGGUGUUGGGGGGCAUGACUUUGGCCGUGGUGGCAGUAACAGCUGGUCUGGUGCUGCGUGGACAUUGCCAGGACCGAUCGGCUCGCUGCCAGUGUAGACCAGCCCCCACUCACCAUCGCCCAUUCCACCGAUGUCGGACGCAGCGGCAGCACUCUGUGCCUGCGCAACAGGAAUGCAAGAUCAGUUUCCUCCAGUCUCCGGCUCCAGCCGAGCUUGAGAAGAAGAGGCUGAACACCGACAUCAUUUAGCCGCAGAGAUCGUGCAGCUGCUCUUGUUGAAGUAAAAGGCCACUUCUGACCACUCAAAGCUACUGAUGAAUCUGAGAGUCGGCCACUGAAUGCAGGUGGUCAUUAUCCAGAGCGAUUACACAGAAAUAAAGAACCAAUUAGUAGUUUUAUUUUAAUUAUCAAUGCCACAAGUGGGGCAUGUACUGCUGAGGGAACAUUAGGUCAGUUAGAGUCAACAUGAAAUCAGUAAUGCUCGUACAUGGUCUUGGAACAUUAUUCCGAAGAUAAGAAAUGUUUGUCUAUGUAAUAUUUUGUCAAAAAUGUAACAACUUGUUCUGCCUCUAAAAAACGUUUUGGCUGAUCUCACAAAGCACUAUUUUUGAUGGAACCGAGAGGUGACUUAGUGCCUUUCUUAGUCUAUUUCUUCCCCCAAAAUUAUCUUUUCUCUGAAAACUUUUUUUUUUCUAUUUUUUUUUUUUGCACAGAAAUAAUUGGUAACAUUUUACAGUAAGGUUAGUUAACAUGAAAAGUCUUUUAUUUAAUUAAAACAAGCAUUUAUUAUUAAAAAAGCAUUUAUUAAUCUUAACAUACAUUCCAACAUUUACUAAUACAUUAUUAAAAUCUUAAGUUGUAUGUUAAUAUUAUUUGGGGUAAUACUUUAUUUUAAGGUGACGUAGUUACACGUUACUACAUGUCGUUACUAUAGUAAAAACAGUAAAUUAUGCAUAAUUACAAGUAACUAACACCAAAUAAAGCCCAAGCCCUAAUCCUUAAAGUAAGUACAUGUAGUUUGUAUUAACUAACAUUAACAAAGAUUAAUAAAUACUGUAACAAAUGUAUUGCUCAUUGUUAGUUAAAGGGUUAGUUCACCCAAAAAUGAAAAUUCUGUCAUUAAUUACUCACCCUCAUGUCAUUCCACACCUGUAAGACCUUCGUUCAUCUUCGGAACACAAAUUAAGAUAUUUUUGAUCAAAUCCGAUGGCUCAGUGAGGCCUGCAUCACCAGCAAUAACACUCCCUUUUUCAAUGCCCAGAAAGCUACUAAAAACAUAUUUAAAACAGUUA
Molecule: messenger RNA, 3650 nt
Organism: Ctenopharyngodon idella (grass carp)
Lineage: Eukaryota; Metazoa; Chordata; Actinopteri; Cypriniformes; Xenocyprididae
Gene: dlk2
Product: delta-like 2 homolog (Drosophila)
Exons: 6
Coding region: 1390-2607 (405 amino acids)
Molecular function (GO): Notch binding; calcium ion binding
Source: RefSeq, a predicted model, not a curated record